Messenger RNA from Aricia agestis (brown argus), 2205 nucleotides. Its product is annotated as protein I'm not dead yet-like. The transcript has 16 exons. Bases 11 to 1840 code for a protein of 609 amino acids. Gene Ontology annotation, cellular component: membrane. The record is from RefSeq and is a predicted model, not a curated record. NCBI's taxonomy places the organism in Eukaryota, Metazoa, Arthropoda, Insecta, Lepidoptera, Lycaenidae. Gene Ontology annotation, molecular function: succinate transmembrane transporter activity; citrate transmembrane transporter activity. Gene Ontology annotation, biological process: citrate transport; monoatomic anion transmembrane transport.
GUGUGUAAAAAUGGGAUUGUUCACUUCAACUUUUUCCAAAUCUUCGGAUCAGCGCACACCUAUAAAAGGACCGUUGCCUAAAAUAUUGAACGUCUUCAAAGUUCACCAUCGAGCGAUACUCGGAUGCCUAUUUCCACUAGUACUGAUACCAUGGCAACCAAAGAAAGGACGGACGGACAUUACGGCGCGGUGCCUGUGGAUUUGGAUGUUCUUCUCGUUCCUGUUCCAGCCGGUGAACAUCCCCGUGACGGCUCUCAUCCCCAUCUUCCUGCUGCCCAUGACCGGCACCGUUGACACUGGCACCGUCUGCAAGUGCUAUUUCAAUGACAACAUAGCUCUGUUCGUGCUGGGCAACAUGUUGCUGCUGAUGAUCAACAGCUGCGGUCUCGACAAGCGCCUCAUCAUGAAACUCCUCUGCUCCGGAGACAACUGUCAGUUUGCCGGCAAAAGGAUAAUUUUCAAAGCCUGCACUGCUGCGUAUUUCCUGUCGAUGUUCUCCAACAGACUAAUCGUGUCUUCCACCAUUAUUAAUUACUUGACGCCGAUUUAUCUCAAUUUGCAGGCUAAUAACAAGGGUUCGGAGCCAAACUACGAUGAAAUGCGUUACAUCAUAAAUAACGCUGUGCAAGUUGCUUCAGCAAUUGGUAGUACUGCUUUCAUAAAUUCUGCAGUCACCCCUUUGGCUAUGCGAGCAAUAUACGCGACACACCCUGGGAAAAACUUUGAGUAUCCAGAUAUUUUUAACUUCUUCCAAUACUCUUUGUUCGCAUUUCCUACCACGCUUAUAAUGUUUAUCUUGACUUUUUCCUUUCACAUGGUGCUACUGAAUUUUGUUGUUGGAAAACCAAUGAGUGCUGGCAACAUGACUGAAGUUAGAAACAAGUUGCGACAAAAACAGUCGGAAUUGCCGAAGCAAAGUUGUCACGAAUUGCUGUGCCUGUUCUCCUAUAUACUGUUCCUCAUAAUGGCAUCUACACGCUGGUGCCCAAUCGUUUUCAACAAUGGUUGGGCUAAUUUUUAUACUCUGACUGACAAAGUUCCAGGAAUCAAAGACGCAACAGUUGCAGCUAUAUUCGUUAUUGUUUUGAGUGCUCUGCCUCGAACUUGUAACACAUUGCGUUUUAUUUUAGCAGAGAAAAGGUCAGAACUUGGCUCUGUGAAGCCUGAAUCUUCGAUAUUAUGGUGGAGGUAUACUGACAAAAAAAUUAAUUAUGCUUAUGGCAUUUUGAUUGGGUCUGGAAUUGCCUUGAACACGGCUGUACGAAUGACAGGAUUGAACAAGGCAGUAUCAGAAAGUUACAUGACAUUUGUUACCACUCCGAACUGGAUUAUUUCCCUGCUGUUGAUAUGUCUUAUUGCUGUCGUCUUUAGUUGCACAAUGUCUGGUGUUGCUGCUUGUGUUAUAUUUAUGCCUGCAGUGUUAAAUAUGAUAACUGAUCCAGGCCCCGCUGCACGAGUAACAACUGAGGAGCUACAGAAGAAAUUGUAUUUAGCGGCUUUGGCAGUAGGCAUGGGUACAUCGUAUGGAUUCACGACACCUUUCAUGUUCACUCCAGCGUUCUUUUGUAAUAAAGAAGGAAAAGUUCCUACUAAAAAAAUGAUUUUAUAUUCAAUCGUGCCUGCAAUUAUUUGCGUGCUGGUGCUUUGGAUCGCUAUAUACGCUUAUGCUCCUGUGAUUUUCGAUCCAUCCGGUAGUGGUAUACCUGCGUACGCCACAGGUUCCGCUCCUGCCCCUAAGCCUUCAGCUGAACCUGCCCCGGAACCAGGUCCAGCCCCAGCACCGGAACCAGCACCAGAACCAGAACCAGCUCCAGAACCAGCUCCCGAACCUGAGGCGUAAUUAUUUGACCACCUAGUGGCAUUGGGAACGACUAUAUCUAACUUCUUUUCUUUUAUGUGUGUUAGUGGCUUAUUUCACUAGGAUGUGAUGGCGUUGUGGCCGUGUAUCCAUGCAAUUGUCAUCUUAUUUACUUUUAGAUGUUUCGUCGCCAAAACAUUUCAAUGCAAAAUGUUUAGAUACUCUAGCAGGCGAUGACCAUUGUCUUCUAGUGAGUUAGGGCACACAUAAUAUUUUGAAUGGGAACAAUUUAGAUGAUUAAUAUCAAUGACCUGCAUUACAAUUUCUCUCAAUAUUUAAGAUAAUGAUUAUCUUUUAGAGUUGUUGAUACUUUCUUAAGGCGUUAUUUUAAUUUUUACCUAGUUAUA